UGUUCCGCUUCUUCUUUCCUUCACCGAUCAACUUGAGGCGGAGACGGCGCUGGCGACACUCGACCACCAUCGGCGAGGCAAUGACGGAGGAUCCUCGGCGCCGGCUGCCCGGCGAGGAAGCACCACGCUAUGGGCCUUUUGAUGGACUUUUUACUGUCCAAAUACACCACAAGGGUUUCUUUUGUGGUAGUGGAAGCAAUAUGACAUAUCUUGACUUUGAAGUGGAUUGGUUUGACAAUUGUGAUAGUGACACUUGGUCUAUUCUGUGGAUUGAUGACUUCCUGACGCAGUUGAGCUAUGACAGAGGUGUUUCCAAGCAUGACAUAUAUUGGUGUCAACCUGGCAAGUCAGUAGCAGACGGUCUGAAGCAGAUUACAUGUGAUGCUGACAUACUGUUAAUGAUUGGUGCAACAAUUGAGCACAAAAAUUUGCUCCUCAUUAUUGACCAUGGUGGUACACUACAAACACUUACUGGAGAUGAUGUCAUGGAUUAUGGAGUUCCUGAAUUGCCCAAGGUUAUCACUCCAAUCAAAGACAGCAAGGGGAAACAAAAUGUUAGCUUUACAGAAGAGGUAAUUUUCACAGAAUUUGCUAACAGUGCAAAACAGAAUAGAGAAAAGCGAACUAGGAGGUUUGUUUCAUUUGGUGAAGGUUGUAGUUCCUCGGGUGCUGGUGUUGGUGAUGAAGAAAUUGAGGAAGGAUCUCUGAGCAAUGAUACAGACCAACAAGACGAAGGCAUCGAAGAAGAAACCGAUGAGGAAUUUCAUGACAGUGACUUCGAACCAGAUGUGGGGGAUGAUGAUUUGUUUGACGAGAAUGUGGACAAGGAUGUGGAUGAUCACAGAGAGAGGGAGUUCAUACCUGAGAUAGAAGCAGAACUUCCAGAAGAUGCACUUGAUGACUCUCACUUGGAUCUAUCCAAAGAAGAGAAUGAGAAGUUGAAGUACAAUUUCAAAACAUUUAACUCAGCUACUGAUUUGAAUGCACCCACCUUCAGGCUUGGAAUGGUUUUUGCUGACAUGAAGGAACUGAGACUCGCAAUAAGUGCCUACAGUGUUAGAAACAGAGUGAAGCUAAAGAAGACAAGGAAUACCACAACUAUAUUAGUUGUAGUGUGCAAACCAGGAUGCUCUUGGCAAUUUAAGGCAGGCAAGGACAACAGGACAAAUAGCAUCAUCAUAAAGAAGUUUAAUGGAGUACACACAUGCACCAAGGCUUGGGAUCUGAAGGUGUUGACUGCACCUUUUCUGACUAGAAAAUUCAAAGACGAGUUCAGAGACAAUGAGAAAAUGUCUCUGAAGAAAUUUCAAGAUAAAGUGCAGGUUGAGUACAACAUGAUUCCAAAGAGAAGCAAGCUAGGAAGGGCAAGAAGGGCAGCGGUUAGUGAGAUUAGGGGUGAAGAUGAUGACCAAUACAAGUGGUUGUGGGAUUAUGGGCAAGAGCUUAGAAGAAGCAACCCUGGCAGUACAUUUUUCCUUUGCACAAAGGAAUUGACCGAUGAGAAAACUAAAGUGACAAGAGACCAUUUCUCCACUCUUUAUUGGUCACUGGAUGCUUGUAAGAGAGGGUGGCUUGCUGGUUGUAGACCCAUCAUUUUUUUGGAUGGUUGUCAUAUAAAGACCAGGUACAAGGGGACCAUGUUGACAGCUGUAGGCAUUGACCCAAACGAUUGUAUAUUCCCCAUAGCCUUCGGUUUGUGUGAAGUAGAGUGUACUAGCAGUUGGGAAUGGUUCUUGGCAUCUUUGAAGGGUGAUCUUAAUAUAUGCAACUCAUCAUCCUACACAAUCAUGAGUGACAAGCAAAAGGGUCUAAUAAAUGCUGUGCAGAAGGUAUUCCCACAUGCAGAACACAGAUUUUGUGUUAGGCAUCUAUACCAAAAUUUCCACAAAGUGCAUAAGGGUGAGCAGUUGAAGAAUGAUCUUUGGUCGAUAGCAAGAUCCACCAAUGACAUUGCAUAUCAGAAGAAUAUGGACCAGAUAAAGUCACAUAGUGAGGCUGCAUACAAAUGGGUUGAGAAACAGGCACCGAGAACAUGGAUAAAGGCCUUUUUUAACCCAUUCCCCAAGUGUGAUAUAUUGCUUAACAACAUGUCAGAGGUAUUCAACAGUUACAUACUUGAGGCAAGAGAACUACCAGUUGUGUCAGCAUUGGACAACAUGCACAUCAAGUUAACCAACAGAAUUGUUAGCAAGCAAAGAGAGUCAGACAAGUGGACAGGGAGACUUUGUCCAAAGAUCCAGAAGAAGUUGGACAAGUUUGUCGAGUGGGCAGCUAAUUGUAUGGUCCAAGAAGCUGGUAAAGGGGUUUUCCAAGUAAAAUCCUUUAACAACACAUACUUGGUGGAUCUCAACAUGAACAGUUGUGACUGUAAAAGAUGGGAGUUGUCUGGAAUACCAUGUCAUCAUGUUGUUGCAUGUGCUAGGCAUGAAAGAAUUGAGCCUGAAAGCUUGGUGCAUCCAUGCUAUACUGUUGAGAGCUACAAGAAGGCCUAUGCGUACAACAUAAUGCCACUGAGGGACAAAGGUCACUGGGAAAAAAUGCAUGGAAUUGACGUGUACCCACCACUGUACACUAAAGUGAUGGGAAGGCCCAAAAAAACAAGAAAGAAAGAUCCAGAAGAGAAGAAAGACAAGAAUGGGGGGAUAAAGCUUACCAAGGCAGGGUCUACCAUGCACUGCUCUAUAUGUAAAGCACCUAAUCAUAACAAGAAAGGUCACCACAAGCAUGUUAAUGACAUUCAAAAUGAGCAGGCAGCAAAACAAGUAGAGGAAGAUUUUGAUGACCCUGGCAUUGUUGCUAACAUAAUGCCACAUACUGUGAGGCCAUUUCUUGAUCCAACACAAACUCCUGACUCUAUGGUUUUCAUGAUGCAGGAGCAGGAGAGGUUUGUAUAUCCACGUGUUAGAGACUUUGGUCCUCUACCAGAGUCAAAUUUCAUAGCAAAUGCUAGAGAAGAAAUUCCUCCUCCCAGAAUGACCACAGCAAUGACAAGGGGCAGGAUCAGAAGAGGUGGAACUGCUGCAUCUAGAGCAAGAGGUGGAAAUGCUGCAUCUGGGCACAAUGCAAGAGGAGGAGGAGCAUCAAAUGUUGCAAGAGGUGGAGGGCACAAUGCAAGAGGAGGAGCAUCAAAUGUUGCUGGAGGCGGAGGGCACAAUACAAGCGCAGGUGGAGGCCACAAUGCAAGAGGAGGAGGAGGGCACAAUGCUAGAGGAGGGAAUAUUGCAAGAGGAGGUGGAGGCCACAAUGCUAGAGGAGGAGGGAAUGUUGCAAGAGGAGGAGGAGGCCACAAUGCUACAGGAGCAAAUGUGGCUAGAGGAGCAAGAGCUGCAGCUCCUGGCUUCUACAACCUCCGUUUUGGAGAUGAUGGAUCUAGUAGAACUUGGACUGAAGCAGCAAAUUUCAUGCAGGCCGAGGAAGAAGUUCUGAUCACUCAAAAUGCACCUGAUGAUGAAUGGCCUCAUGAUUUCCUAUCCCAGUGAUGCACAAAUUCAAAACAUGAAAUUCAUGAAUGAAAUUGGCCUGAACUUGGUCUGAACCCAUUAGUUAUCUUUUGCAUGUACUGAACUUGGCCCGAAGCCUUUCGUUUACAAGUAUAUGUACUGAACUUAAUUUGAAGUGAUAUGUACUGUGAUCGUGUUAAGAUGGUGCUGCAGUGGUAAUUUUGCUGUGAUAAGCCCUUACCGUUUGCCUUUUUAUGCAUUUUACCAGCAGUAUAUUCAUCUUGCUGUGCCUGCAAAUAGUAUAUGCAUCUUGCUGUGUUGU
Messenger RNA from Triticum aestivum (bread wheat), 3762 nucleotides. RefSeq lists its product as uncharacterized. The record is from RefSeq and is a predicted model, not a curated record. Lineage: Eukaryota; Viridiplantae; Streptophyta; Magnoliopsida; Poales; Poaceae. The transcript has 6 exons. Gene Ontology annotation, molecular function: transposase activity; zinc ion binding; DNA binding. Gene Ontology annotation, biological process: DNA transposition. The coding region runs from base 81 to 3479 and encodes 1132 amino acids.